Molecule: messenger RNA, 1347 nt
Organism: Anopheles darlingi
Lineage: Eukaryota; Metazoa; Arthropoda; Insecta; Diptera; Culicidae
Product: putative mediator of RNA polymerase II transcription subunit 24
Exons: 3
Coding region: 1-1347 (448 amino acids)
Cellular component (GO): extracellular region
Molecular function (GO): chitin binding
Source: RefSeq, a predicted model, not a curated record
AUGGUGGCGGCAUCGGUGUGCGUGUGGCGUGUCCAUCGACAGCACUUCGACUCGACCACCGAGGAUGAGGUCUACCGUACCGUUACCGGAACCUCGCCUCAUCCGGAAACCUGCAAGAAGUACAUCUCCUGCUACAAGAGCAAGGCUAAGGAGGAGAACUGCAAGAAGGGCUAUGUUUACUCGUCGAAGUUGCAUCUGUGCGUCAAGCAGAAGGGCGAUAGCUGCGUCACUGGAAAUGAAAAUGACUUAGGCCAGAGUUCCGAAACUGGAAACGAAAAUAAGUCAAACGAGAACACGGAAACUGGAAAUAACUCAAACGAGAAUACGGAAACUGGAAAUGAAAAUAACUCAGGUGAGGGUACCGAAACUGGAACUAACCCAGAAGAGCCUGCUGGAAAGUACGACUACGUAUGUGCGAAUGUCCUUCUUGGAUCGAAGCCUCAUCCGGAAACCUGCAAGAAGUACAUCUCCUGCUACAAGAGCAAGGCUAAGGAGGAGAACUGCAAGAAGGGCUAUGCUUACUCGUCGAAGUUGCAUCUGUGCGUCAAGCAGAAGGGCGAUAGCUGCGUCACUGGAAAUGAAAAUGACUUAGGCCAGAGUUCCGAAACUGGAAACGAAAAUAAGUCAAACGAGAACACGGAAACUGGAAAUAACUCAAACGAGAAUACGGAAACUGGAAAUGAAAAUAACUCAGGUGAGGGUACCGAAACUGGAACUAACCCAGAAGAGCCUGCUGGAAAGUACGACUACGUAUGUGCGAAUGUCCUUCUUGGAUCGAAGCCUCAUCCGGAAACCUGCAAGAAGUACAUCUCCUGCUACAAGAGCAAGGCUAAGGAGGAGAACUGCAAGAAGGGCUAUGCUUACUCGUCGAAGUUGCACCUGUGCGUCAAGCAGAAGGGCGAAAGCUGCGACCAACAGGGUCCUGGAACAGAACCUACAACAACAACGACAGAACUUGUUACAGAACCAGUGACAGAAACUCAGCCCCAAACCGAUGCUCCUACUACUAUCGUUACAACACCGCAAAUCACUACUGAAGCAGAGACAGAAACUCAGCCUCAAACCGAUGCUCCUACUACAACAACGGAAAUCGUCACCGAAGCAGAGACCGAAUCUGAGCCGCAACCAGAGCCUACUCCACCAGCAACGGGUGGUGAUCCUAUGUCGCCAAGCUGUGAAGGCAAUUUUACCGGAUAUCUAACCAUCGAAGGUGACUGCGUUCAGUAUGUGUACUGCUAUCAAGGAGAGUCGUCAGUGAAAACUUGUCUUGAAAAUUAUAUCUACUACGCUCCAUUCAAAGCCUGUCUGCCAGGAAACCCAGUUACCUGCGAGUUGUACACCAUGUAA